Molecule: messenger RNA, 1796 nt
Organism: Anopheles nili
Lineage: Eukaryota; Metazoa; Arthropoda; Insecta; Diptera; Culicidae
Product: retinaldehyde-binding protein 1-like
Exons: 2
Coding region: 147-1130 (327 amino acids)
Cellular component (GO): membrane
Molecular function (GO): phosphatidylinositol bisphosphate binding
Source: RefSeq, a predicted model, not a curated record
CAAACAAAACGCCCGCGGUAAUCAUCCGCGAAUGACGUUCCGCGAGCCGUGUGUGUGUGUAUGUUAUUAAACAGCAGCAGUCAGCCUGGCAGAAGCCACGAGUUCGGUGUUUAGUUCGCGAAUGAUCGCGACCGCGAAAAGGAGCUAUGGCACGCAUGCAGACGUUCUUCCCGAGUGUCGAUCGUUCCGGGUCGGAAUUUGCAGCCCAGCUGGAUGCGAUCGCGGCCACGGAACUACGUGAGGAUGAGCAGCUGCGUGGCCAAUCGCUGGCUGGGAUGCGUGAGUGGAUCCGUCAGAAUGGCCGGCUACGGCGGUGUCGGACGGAUGAGCGGUUUUUGUUGCGGUUCCUGCGUGUGAAGAAGUUCUCGGUACCGCGAGCUUGCGAGAUGUUGGAACGCUAUCUGACGAUGCGCCAGACGUACCCAAGGUGGUUCGCUCGGCUUGAUCCUGAGGAUCUUGAUCUGGCGGCGGUUCUGGACGCGUGCUGUAUGUUACCGAUCGGACGCGAUCCAGCUAGUGGACGGAUUGUGAUCUUUGGUGUGGUGCGGAACUUUGACGCUCAGAAGUACAACUCCGACACGAUGAUCCGGCUGAACAUGCUUGUGGCGGAGGCGCUUCUGGAUGAGGAACCGAACCAGAUUGCUGGGUUUACGCAUAUCUUUGAUAAUGGUGGUAUGACGAUGGCGCACGUAACGUGCUGGACGUUGGAUAACCUGGCAGGGUACUUGCGUAGUGUCAUCAACUGUGUACCGGUGCGGUUGCGCGAGAAUCACUUCGUCAGUGUGCCCACGUUCGCGGCUCAGAUCAGCAAGUACUGUUUGUCCUUUGCUAGCGAGAAGCUACGUUCCCGUAUCCACUGUCACACUACGGUGCAGGAGUUGCGCGAGCGAGUGUCCUUAGAGCUUCUUCCACAGGAGUACGGCGGCAAAGGUCCUUCUCUGAAGGUUUUGAACGAUCGCUUCCGUGAGUAUCUCGCAUCGAAGAGAACGAUGCUGCUCGAGCUGGACGAAAUGGAUAUCGACCUAAGAGAUCCCCGGGAAGCGGCCGUACACGAGGAUUCCAGUGGACUGGCUGGUGACGUAGUUGCUGAUGGUGCCGUCGGAAGCUUUCGCAAACUAUCGAUCGAUUGAUGCACCGCUUUGGGUUUGGGAUCCAUUCCAUUCCAGCGGCCUUUUUCGAUCACCUACAGGUAUCUCCGCAACGCCCGGUGCAGCUUAUCUUAUCUUCUGCGUAGUAUAGCAAGCGAACAAAAUCAAACAAUAACCCACAACCUGCGCAACAGCACCGUGAAGGAGACGCCGAGCUUUGCUCUUUGCUCUCGGCGUCCAAUUUGGGAUCUCGUUUAGUCACGGAGCUGCUCCCGAACCACUUCGGGGUGACGUAAAGAACAGCAAAUGACAGUGGUGAUGAAUCGAUGAACAACAAAAAAUAAGUGAGCAAAAUCCCAUUAGCACAGCUCGUAACAUCGGUGCCGUUACACUGAAACACAGGAGAAAUAGGCAAUAGAAUGAGCAGACGAUAAACGAUCGCGCUGUAUGCAAUUGAUUCUAGCGUGUGCUGCGAACGAUGUUGGUUUGCAUGAGUUGGCAGAAGCGGCAAACAGCGCUGCCGGUUGUUUUAUUUGUUCGGUUAGUGACGUAAAGGGGUUAGAUGUAGUAAGAAGCAGCUGAAAUGAGCUGAUAUGUGAGUAUUUUAAAAUCGGUAAAGCUUAAAGCAAAGGGGUACUUGCUUUCCUACCAGUAUUAUAAGCAUGGUUGAAUGGUCUUGUAUUUUAAACGCAAAUAUACAUAUUAUAA